Molecule: messenger RNA, 4937 nt
Organism: Echinops telfairi (small Madagascar hedgehog)
Lineage: Eukaryota; Metazoa; Chordata; Mammalia; Afrosoricida; Tenrecidae
Gene: NEMP1
Product: nuclear envelope integral membrane protein 1
Exons: 9
Coding region: 1-1332 (443 amino acids)
Cellular component (GO): nuclear envelope
Source: RefSeq, a predicted model, not a curated record
AUGGCGGGAGGAAUGAAAGUGGCGGUCUCCCCGACAGUUGGUCCCGGGCCCUGGCGCUGGGGGUCCCGGGGCGGUGGGGCCGUGCGGCUCCUCCUGGUCCUCUCGGGCUGCGUGGUUUGCGGCGCAGCUGGAGCUGGUGUUCAUGUCGUCAUGCUUCAGGAGUCCAAAGUUUAUUAUAGUAGCGACCAGCAGUUCUGUUACAAAAAUGUGCUUGUCCCAAAGUGGCAUGAUGUAUGGACACGGAUACAGAUUCGGAUAAAUAGUUCCAAAAUGGUACAAGUCACCCAGGUGGAGAAUGAGGAGAAGCUCAAGGAGCUGGAGCAGUUUAGUAUCUGGAACUUUUUUUCUUCUUUUUUAAAAGAGAAGCUGAAUGAUACGUAUGUUAACGUGGGUCUCUACAGCACCAAGACCUGCGUCCAAGUGGAGCUUGUGGAGAAGGACACUGAAUACAGUGUCAUUGUGAUCCGGAGAUUUGACCCCAAACUCUUCCUCGUUUUUCUCCUGGGACUUACGCUAUUUUUUUGUGGAGACCUGCUGAGCAGAAGCCAGAUUUUCUACUAUUCCACUGGGAUGAGUGUGGGAAUCGUGGCCUCUCUCCUAAUCAUCAUUUUUAUGCUCUCCAAGUUUAUGCCCAGGAAAAGUCCCAUUUACGUCAUCCUGGCGGGAGGCUGGUCCUUCUCUCUGUACCUCAUUCAACUAGUUUUUAAGAAUUUACAAGAUAUCUGGAGGUGUUACUGGCAGUAUCUUCUAAGCUACAUCUUCACAGUUGGAUUCAUGAGUUUUGCAGUGUGUUACAAGUAUGGGCCCUUGGAGAAUGAGCGAAGUAUCAACCUGCUGACCUGGGCCUUGCAGCUGAUGGGCCUGUCCCUCAUGUAUUCUGGCAUCCAGAUACCACACAUGGCCUUUGCCAUUAUCGUCAUUGCACUGUGCACCAAGAACCUGGAGUACCCUGUCCAGUGGCUGUACAUUACCUACAGAAAGAUGUGUAGGGCAGCAGAAACGCCUGUCCUGCCCCGCCUUCUGACAGAAGAGGAGUACCGGAUGCAAGGGGAGGUGGAGACUCGGAAGGCUUUACAAGAACUUCAGGAAUAUUGUAGAAGCCCAGACUGCCCUGCUUGGAAGACUGUGUCUCGAAUUCAGUCUCCAAAAAGAUUUGCUGACUUUGUGGAAGGCUCCUACCACCUCACCCCACACGAGGUGUCUGUCCAUGAGCAGGAGUAUGGCUUAGGGAGCAUGCUUGUCCAGAGUGAGCUCUUCGAGGACACGUCUUCGGAGGAGGAGAACUCAGGCCCUUUGUGCCCUGCGAUCACACAGAACAACUUCCUGUCUUAGUGGUGCUCAGUCAUUGUGCUGCGGACUGGCUUGGGAUCUGUGCGUUCCUUGUUGCACAUGGUGUGCAAUUGCUUCUCAGCCCUUUGAAACGGGGUGAGAUAGUGCAGAAAAUCUCUCCCUGAACUUGGAAGCUUGAUUCGGUCUCCCUCCGGCACUGGCCGAGGUGGUCUGUGUGGAACCUCUGGGAAGAAGGGUGGGUGAAGUAACAGUCUGCUGGCUUGGGUUCAGCUCUCAGCCCACCUUCUUAUUCCCAAGGAAGACGCUGGCUCGCGUGGCAUUCUGGGACCUCUCCGGAAGAACAUUCAUGGUUGGCACUCCUGCUUCUAAGAAGGGACUUCAUAGAAAAGUGAAAAAAUAACGACACUUCCCACAACCUUUUGCAAGGAAGCCUUUAUAUUUUCCCAAUCAGAUAACUUACCACUGCAGCUGACCCUCAGGAGUGAGUGGAGUUAUAACUACAGCAAUGACUUCAGACUCUAGGCUGGAUCUUUCAUAGAGAAAUCACAACUCUGAGCCUUUCGUACCUCUUAUCUCAGUGACUAGAAUCAGUCUUGAUGUAACCCUUCGUAGAGGAAGAUGAAUUUUUGUUUGUUGUGUUUUUGAAGCAAAUAGUAUAUAUUUUUGAAAUAUUGUCAAUGCACAUGCUGGAACGUGCAGGUGCCCCAGAGCGGGAAGUGCACAGACCCCUCUGUAGUUAUAACGGGGUUGGCCGCUGCAGCUCCAGGAGCGGGGUGCCGGUGAGCUCUGCUCUGAGGGCUGCCUGCCAAACGUUUGGGGAUGUGUCUGUAGGGUCUUUGGGCAAGGUCGACUGGCCGUGUCCUUCCUGUGUUCAGCUUUUCCUCCUCAGCCGCCUGCCUCCCUCUGUCUUUCCUGGGCGUGUGUGCCGUUGUUCCAGGCCUCAUCCCUGCCUGCUCUUGGUUUGUGGCAUUACUCACGCCAGCUCAGAGAAGCCGUCUUACGCUGGGGAUUUAGACACCUGGCCCAGGCGCUCUGUUUUGCCUCCGUGGGUCACAUAGCUUUUGGUUGCAAUGGAAUCAGGACAUAAUCUCCUUUCCCUUCCCCUUCCUUCCUUCGUCUGCUCAUCUCCUCAUUCCUCACAUCCUCUCAGCCUUUCCUCAACAUCUGUGCCCCUUUCAUCCUGUCGCCACUCCCCCACACACACAUCCGCCCCCUCAGGACAAAACCUGAGUUAUCAGCCCCGACACUGUCUGGAACAUUUCUUACUAUGCAAACUGUGCGUGCCAGGGGGUCAUUCACCUACCUGGAUCCAGGAUUGGACCCGCUUUUUCACGAUCCUCUACUUGUUUGCAGUUUUAUUUCUGAUUAGAGACUGACAGCACCUUUGAUUACAGGGCCACUAGUUUCACUUCACCACUGGAGGUCAUUGUGACCCUCCCUUGGCCAGGAGAGAGUUUGCUUACAAACCAGCAGUGUUUUUGUGAGGGGGCAGAUCCCCCCCUGGCUGCUCUUUGUUUGCUUCUCUCUACUGGAUCUGAUCUGCCCCCUUGGAGAAGGGGACGCUUGAUCACUUUGGCCAGUAGGGUAGACACUCCUGACAAGAGCACUCUUCAGGUUGAUUGGCUCUCCGUGCUGGGGGAAGCAGGCCUUCAUUUUUUUAAGAAGCUACAGUGACGCCUGCAGACCAGCCAUUUAGUGGAUCAUGUGGAAAGGCCCUGGGUUCCAUCGGCACCAAGAUCCCUCUUCAGGUGGCUGGUGGAUCAUUUCUUCCAGGUUUUUCGACAGCUUCAGACUGUUGUUGAGUGACAGCCACCUCAGUUGGCAGCAGAGAGACUCAAGACGGAAAGUGAAACAUGAGCAGUGUUGGGGCAGGUGCAACGGGAUGAGGUGGUAGGUUCAAGGAGGUUUAUACUGGGGAACCCCAGUGCCUUCAUGCAUUGUGUAUAUGGUAAAAUCCUAUCCCGCCCUGAAGUACCGUGAAACUUCUGAGAUAGAACUAUUUUUGCCUUAUUUAUAGAAACUGACACCUAGCAUAUUUGAGCCAAAGUUGUAUCAAACAAAUAAUUCAGCUAUCCAAGUGAUCUCAGGGUUCCCUGGUGGCUUUGCUGCCUUCCCCCCAAAUAGCUCCCGAGGGAGGGAGGGAGCUUGCCUCAGGGUGGGCCGCUCCUCCUGCCGUAGGCCAUUUCUCUUGUGAUGAGGCUUGUGAAGCCGAGGAGACCCUGCUUCUGUUUGCUAACUCCUUGUGAAGUACAGUUCCCAUCUGGAGGCCCACAUUUUCACUGUGCCGGAGUUUGGGGUGAGUGAGGGCAAAUGCAGCUUGUUACUCUUGUCUGCGUGGUGGUUGGAGCCGGGAGCCGAGCUGUGGGCCAUCGCGCUGAGAGCUGCUCCAGACAGUGAAGGACAGUGCUACUCGGGUGUGCUGCGCAGCUGUGGCCGGCUGCCGGUGUGGCUCUGCCCUCGGUGCUUCAGCGUCUCCGUGUGCCUGCAGAUGGCACGGCUCCGUCAGCCCUCCUUGGGAGCUGCUUUUGCCCCUCUUGGCCACUUGGUCUACUGGCUCAGUCACUGCUUGAAGCCCCCAUUUAAUUUUCUCUGGCAGUGAUAGCUCUUGCAAUUUCAGCACAAUCUCGUCUCCUCCCAGACCAAUCUCUUCCAGAAGGAUGAAGGGAUAACUAUGGGGUGAGCUGGCCCGUGGAGCCAGGUCUGCUGCCUUGUCAGCGUCUGACUUGGCAAAUACCAAGCUGUAAAUUGGCCCUAGGGCUCAGGGUUUCGUCAACAUCGGAAAUCCAUCGCCUCUGUUCCGUCUGGUCAAGUUGGGUAAAGUGUGCCUCCCACUAAUGGGGGUCUCAGAAGCACGUGGUCUGAAACGUUGCCCGUUCACUUUCCCACUACGAUUGCUUUCACGAGACCAAAGGAACAGAGUGACCAAACCUAGGGAAGUGAAGAACUUUAGAUUCCUGUCAGCACCCCCCACCUUCUUCCCAAAUUAUGAUUUUUAAUGUCUUAGGAAGGGGGUUUUGCUGAGAGUCGCUCUUUGGCCCCAGUGUUCUACUUUGUGCUAAUCUAUCCCAUCCUCGAGCCCAGCCCCCUUUUCCUCAGUCCCCAGUUGGUAUACACCACAGGAAGCUUGAUGACUGCAAAGGGCCCAAGUAGACUAGAUAGCCGGCUCUCCCACUGCCUGAUAGAAAGGAGAAAGCCUUGGGAAUGGGUUACACAAUCGCCUUCAAUCUUUUUGUUUUUCCAGAAAAAGAUGAGCUCAGAUGGACGCCCACGUAAAAAUGGUUCCUAACUAUGUGCCCAUAACGUUUCCCUGAAGUGAGGAGUGUCAAUCGAAGUAGGAGGAAAGGGAGGGGAGUCAGUGCCCUUUUAGUAUCUCUCUGGACUCCGGAUUGGAAUGCCAGGGGUUUGAGCUGAACCAAGGACAGGAGACUUGGACAGAUCCCUGGUGCUUCCAUGUUCUGUAGGCACUGGGCCCGAGUCAGAAGCGUGUGAAAUAGCCUUCUUUCCAGCACAGCACAGUGGGCCCUGGUUAUGAGCUCUGUGGAAGCCAUGCCGCUGUGGUGUCCUCAGUGCCUUUGCUCCUGGGUUCAGGUCACUGGAGCUCACCUGGAGGUGGUUGCCGCCUUGCAAAGGGGUACCUGGUGCCUUAG